UCCAGCUUCCCUCUUCGCCUGCCUCUUCGACAAGAUUCCCUCCGGCCACGCAACCCAAGUCGGCACACCGCGAAUCGAGUUCCUACACUGACCCAGAGUUAUUUUCCUCGUCCUUCAGCUCAGCUCGACCUUCAGGAUGGACCCUGGUUGGUUCUAGCACCUACGGCGAUACAACAGACUCGGCCUAUUCGAUCGACAUUGAGGAUAGAAUCGAUUCACUUACUCAGCAUUGGGAUAUCAUCAUGCGGACCUUGACUCAUCUUCAGUCCGUCGUCGCAACAAUCUUGGGAACGAUGCUGAAGCAAGUCGAUAUCACAUCUCCCAGUCCUUUCUCGGCUUCAGCCGUCUCAAACCAUGGCAGAACUCCUUCCUUUUCGGAUAGGCGCAGCGGCGAGCCGCCCCGCGUAAAGCCACCCAAGAGCACAACCAAAUUGGUGUCAUUGUGGCCCAACUGCCUUGCAGAUGACACCAACAUCGCGGGUGAGGUAGAUGCCGCCAGGCACAGGAUCGUCAUGGGACUGAGUGCGGCAAGGGUUGUGACUGGCCAGGGACGAUGGGGGAUUUGGCGUGAUGAGGCCCGUUGGAUUUCCAAAUGGGCCGGGGGCAUUGAACGGGGGCAGUUCUUCUACAGCCUCCUAAGUGGCUUUCUCGCAACGCAUACCGAUUGGCUUCAAGCUCUCUGCCCCCCUUCCUACCGGAAGCGACUUUUCCAACAGCAAAAGAACCGAAGCGACGAAGACUUAUCUCUCCCGGCUCGAACAAUUAUUAUAUCCGAAGACAAGAUGGCUGCUCGCCGUCUCAUUUUCCUCCUUUCCGCCUUUCUACCCGCAAACCAACAGAUCCCGACUUCACGAGCCCAUCGACCAAGCACUUCAACCUCCGUUGGAACCUUCUCCAACUCUCCUCCAACUUUCAUCAUUCCAGUUCUCAGGGAGGAGUCUCUUCGGCGCAAGAUUAACCGUAGGACUGGGUUGCGUCGAGCUUCUCACUCUAGGACAGCGAGUCAUAGCGCAAGGGCUUCCACCGUCCCUCUUCAGCUCGCUCACUUGACCAUGGAUCGAAAUCACGAACGGCGUGUCUCUGAUGCUGCAUCAAUCCGUCCCUCAAAUCUUCCAAUUUCCGGCAACGAUUUCAUGAGCAGGAAGAGCAGUGCCGCGACAACCACAACCGUGAUGCCGGAGACAACGAUGCCGCACUUUUCCACCGCGCAACGAGGCGAUAACCGAAGAAGGCCACGGCCUAGCAGCAGUGGAAGUGUUGCAGCCGACGACCUAAAGCGAUCUUUGAAACGAGGCGAAAUCACUGGCCAGAUGAGCAACGCGAGCAAUGAUUCGAGGAGCCAGAGCUCAAGAUGGGGUAGCGUCAUCAGUGGGCUAUGGAGCGCUCGUCGCAGGGACUCAACCACACUCAGUAGCUACAGCCAAGGGGAUCCGAAAUCACCUACCAAGCAAGCGUUCCACCGACCGGAUAAGCUAUCGCAGAUGGUGGAAGAGGCCGCUACUCUUUCCGAGUUGAAUGCAACAUCCUCCAAUGGCCCACGUCAAUCAAUGGACGGUCGACAGGCGGGCACACCUCGAGAUUUUGAGGGACGCAACCGGGAGCCAUCGCUCCGACCUGAGCGAACACCUGAUCCAAAUGGGGCCUUCGAAUCGCCAGUCAAGACAUCCAUCAAUGCCGAUGACGGCAUCAUCGAUGUGGAUAUUCCCUUUCCUGAUUACAUGACGUCUUUUGAGUCUGCCAUUAGCUCUCCAUCGAGCAGUGGUUACUUGUCGACCCCCGGCAUGCCAGGCGGACUGGAUUCAUUUGAACAAGUAUCCCGAUUAUGUGUCGAUGGGGACUUGCCCCUGAAUGCUGCUGGCUGGUUGAAUCGCUAUCACCCAGACUUUUCUCUCCAGGCCAUCCCCCCACAGGAGGAUCUCCUGGAACAGGUCAGGGCAUCACUUCGCGCUGAGCCAACACCCGCUCCUGCCAACCCGCUUGGUGGGGACCUCACUGAGCGAUGGGUUGAUGUCAGUUGCGUGAUGAUUGCCGAUACUACCACAAAUAUGAUUACGCGUAUUCGAUACCGCCGGCUGGUUAAGCCAAGAGCCCCUUCCGAUCGUCAAUCAGUUGGGCAGACGGGACAAUCCAGCUCUUACGGCGGCGCACUGCUGACCCCUUCUAUCCUUCCCUAUGAGACCCAACUUGAGGAAGAAUGGAUUGAGGAGCGCAUCGUGCAACCAGAUGAGACGCUCAGUGAAGCCGUUGAGAAGGUUAUUAGUCUCACACAGGAGGCCAGCAAAGACCACUCGUUGGCUUCUUCGCAGACACAUAGCGAGGUUCGCGUGAGCACCGACGGCGAGGAGCCGAUAUCCGUAACUGCACCAGAACCGCCGGCACUACCACAGAUGCCUCUGGAAGUUCCUCGAGUGCAAUGCAAGACUGUGGUGCUCUCUGCCCUCGAGGACACUAUUCGCGAGGUUAUCGACCUUCGGGAAAGGGGUUACUUGAGCACGAACGGUCACUCACGGAAUGCUGGAUCCCAACAGAACCUGCUUCAUGAUGCGAUCAGUCUCUGGUUAGACAACCUAGACAUCGCUGACACAUAAGCUCAUCGCGGGAACUGAAUCACCCCGAAACCACACCUAACGAAUUUCAUGAUUCAUCUCUUAUUUCUCUUUCGUCACAUUUACCCUAGCGAUCUUCCUUAUCGGAACUUAUCUGAUUACACGGAUGUACCACCACUUAUUUUUCUAUCGAAGACAAUCGAAAUGAUACCCAUUGUGCGAUGCACGCACGCACGAGAUUUGGAAGCGGCUUUGCCCCAUCUGGGAGAGGGAAAGCAACAAUACAUUGCCCAUAUACUCUUACUUGUUUCCUACAAGCCCCUUUUUAUCAAUUUUCCUCGUCUCUAGCAUUUGUCAUUGAUUCGGCAUAUGGGACCCUGUUAAGAGCUGCGCUCAGGAGAACUGUUUAGGCUUCCUCGCGAAGCCAACCUACAAGAAGGUUGGCGUUAUGUGAGGGAUGUGAAGCCGUGGGCUAGCUAGCAAGCGAUUCAACAUUAUUAGGACAGAACGUAAUAGACUUUAUUGGGAACUGAG
Ilyonectria robusta is the source of this 3080-nucleotide messenger RNA. RefSeq lists its product as uncharacterized. Bases 243 to 2588 code for a protein of 781 amino acids. Gene Ontology annotation, cellular component: cytoplasm. The record is from RefSeq and is a predicted model, not a curated record. NCBI's taxonomy places the organism in Eukaryota, Fungi, Ascomycota, Sordariomycetes, Hypocreales, Nectriaceae. The transcript has a single exon. Gene Ontology annotation, molecular function: protein-folding chaperone binding; ATPase inhibitor activity.